Striga asiatica is the source of this 3812-nucleotide messenger RNA. Lineage: Eukaryota; Viridiplantae; Streptophyta; Magnoliopsida; Lamiales; Orobanchaceae. The record is from the annotation of a GenBank genome assembly.
UCACAAGAAAAUUAUUUUUAGAAGACACUCCGAUAACUAAUUGAAGCUUCAAACGAAGGUUAAGCUCAACUAAUUAUCAAAUAAGCCAACCGAGUCUUUUCGUGAAAUACUCAUGCCAAACACGGCCUAAACGGUGAACAAAACAAACCAAAUCACACCGCUUUUCUACUUCCUCUCGUCGUUUUCACUCUGCUAGAACUCAAACCACACAGUAGUACACUGUCCAUCUUUAUUCAGACACAAGGAGAGAAAAGAAAAAUUAAAACCUGAUUACUAGUUCAAAGAUCCCUAAAAUCAGGCAUACAACACAGGUAAUCAAAGCAUGGCCGAUGAAACCGCCGCGAAAAUCCCACCGGAAGCCGCCGCCGCAGCCGCACAGACCCCGCCGCCGCCCUCGGACGAGCAAACCGAAGUCGAUCCGGAACCCAUCCCCGAACCGCCCCUAGCUUCGGUAGCGCUGGACCUGCAAGAAGACUCGCUCCCGCCUACCGAGCCGGCGGCGGUAGCGGCGGACAACCUGCAAGCGGCCGUGACAGUGAUAGAAAAGGACGCCCCUCUGUAUCCCCCGUCGCCGGAACCACCGCUCGCGGCGGAGCUCGUCACCGUCGCCGCUCCCGCCCCUGCCCCCGCCUCCCAGCUGCUGGCCGAGGCCCUGGCGGUGCCGCAGGAACCCAAGCCUCCAGAAUCCGAACCUAAAGAAUCGAUCGAGCCAGAAAAGGAGAAACAGACGGCCGAGAAGCUCAAAGCGCCUGAAUCGUUCGCUUCUUUCAAGGAAGAAAGCAACAAGAUCUCAGAUCUGUCCCAUCCCGAGCUGAAAGCCCUAGAAGACUUCAAACUCCAAGUUCAAGAAGCACUUAAAAAUGGAGUCUUUAGCGGCGGGUCCACCUCCGAGCCCGCCAACCGGCCCGAACAAAUAUCGAUUUGGGGCAUUCCUCUGUUGAUUGAUGACAGAACUGACAUCGUCCUGCUCAAAUUCCUGCGUGCGCGUGACUUCAAUGUAAAGGAAUCGUUUGCCAUGCUGAAGAACACCAUGAAAUGGAGAAGGGACUUCAAUGUGGACGAGUUAGUUAAGGAAGACUUAGGGGAUGAUCUCGAAAAAGUUGUCUUUAUGCACGGGCAUGACAAAGAAGGUCACCCUGUGUGUUACAAUGUGUAUGGGGAGUUUCAGAACAAAGAAUUGUAUGCUCGAACGUUUGGAGACGAGGAGAAAAGAUCGAAGUUUUUGAGGUGGAGGAUUCAGUUUCUGGAGAGGAGUAUAAGGAAACUUGACUUUAGUCCGGGUGGGACUAAUACCAUCUUUCAGAUUAGUGAUCUUAAAAAUACGCCAGGGCCGGGGAAAAAGGAAUUACGAAUCGCCACUAAACAGGCAUUGCAGAUUCUUCAGGAUAAUUAUCCUGAAUUUGUUGCGAAGCAGGUUUUCGUCAAUGUUCCAUGGUGGUACUUGGCUUUCUAUAAUAUGAUGAGUCCUUUUCUUACUCAUCGAACCAAGAGCAAAUUUGUCUUCACUGGCCCAACUAAAACUCCCGACACCCUUUUCAAGUACAUAUCUCCCGAACAAGUGCCAACUCAAUAUGGUGGCCUUAGUGUUGACUACUGUGAAUGCAACCCAGAAUUCACUGUAGAUGAUCCAGCCAUGGAGAUCACCAUUAAACCUGCUACUAAGCAAACUGUUGAAAUUAUUGUAAAUGAGAAAUGCACACUCGUUUGGGAGCUUCGUGUCGUGGGCUGGGAAGUGAGCUACAGUGCAGAAUAUGUCCCGAACGCUGAACGUGCUUACACUGUGAUUAUACAAAAAGCAAGGAAAUUGCUCCCGACCGACGAGCCUGUUGUGUCCAGCAGUUUCAGUAUUAGCGAGCUCGGUAAGAUACUGCUCACUGUUGAUAACUCGACUGCCAAGAAGAAGAAGCUGCUCUACCGUUACAAGGUUAUGCCUUACAUUGUCCAAUGAUGUCAUGAGUAUGUUAAAGCUUGCCAUUUUAAGUUAAACGUGGGAGUUGAUAGUUAUGUGGAAACUUUGUUUUGUUUUAAUUUUCUUUCGUGUGUCUUGUGUGUGUUUUGUGUGUCGUUUUGUGCAUGUUCGGUAUGUAGAAAUCUUGUUGCCAGUUGAGAAUGGUAAGUUGGGGUUGUUUGAACUUUGAUGAGCAUCUUCUGUGAAAAAAUCAUUCGUUCAUUUACGGGUUUCGAGGAUGCGCGUAAAUAUGGGGAGCUUGUGGCUUUUCUGUUAUUGAGUUCCUUUUCUUUUUUACUUUGCAAUCUUUUAUUGUGCAUGCUUGGAUUUUUGUGAAAAAUCCAAUUACCAUAAGAAUUUUGGACAAUGAGCUAUUGAGCUUCUCAUCUGAAGGCAAAUUUUGGUUCUUUAAGGAACUAUAUUUAGAAAUUUCUCUGUUUUCCUUUGAACAGGGUGAUUAGGCUCUUGAAAUUAACUGAGUAAUGAUUAGUUGAUUUUAGUAGUUUGACAACAUUGAUUGAAUGGAGAUGAGGUGGUUAUGUUGUCAAUAAUCCUUUAAAUAUUUGAUGAAGACAUGAUGAGUGUGUGGUUGUACCUUCCUUUAUAGUUUUGUCAAGGCUAAAAAGUAAAAACUUCACAUCAUUAUGGUUCUCAUGAAUGUUAUUGAUAGUUAGGCAGUGAUGACCUAUAUUUAUUCCUUUUCUUCCCUUUUUUUCUUCACAUCUAGUAAGAAAAAAAUAUAUUUGAAACUUGGCUAUGUGGCGGUAACUAUAUACGAGUAGCUAUUCAUUGCCUCACACGGGUCGUAAGUCUGGCCUUGAUGUUAUGUAGAGUUGCCACCACUUGUACCAUGUCGAUCCUCCCAUCAACCGAGACAGUUGAACAUUUCAUAGCCAGCUCGAAAACGGAGGAUAAACACUGCUCUUGCACCGGGAAAAUUGGGUCGUCCGAAGACAGCAAAACCGGGCUCACGACCUCACUCACCAGGUUUCCAUGCAUCAAUGCUCGGCUGACCCACUCACGCAAGCUAAUCUCCGCGCCAAAUAUCUCGUCGGUCGGCCUCUUGCCCGUGAACAUCUCCAGCAAUAGUAUCCCGUAGCUGUACACAUCCCCACUUGUCGAUACCUUCCCUUCCGACCCGUAUUCUGCUCAAGCAAUCGCAAUUCGCAAGUCAAUUCUUUCGACAUUUUUUUUCAAAAUUUUGAUUUUUGAGAAAAGCGUAUACUUUCACCUGGUGCUGCGUAGCCGAUUGUGGCCAGCGUCUUAGUAACAACCAUCGUUUCUCCCUCGUCGAGAAGCUUCGAAAUCCCGAAAUCCCCGAGAUGCGCCGUCAUAUCCUCGUCCAGCAACACAUUGCUCGGCUUCACGUCGCAAUGAACAACUGGAAACGUGUGGCCGCGGUGAAGAUACUCCAACGCCAGCGCUACAUCUGUGGCGACACUUAGCCUCUGCUCGAGAUCCAAAAAGUAGCCGCACUUGUCUGUGUGAAGCCACUUUUUGAGACUCCCGUUAGGCAUGUACCCGAGAAUCAGCGCACGAAACUCCGUGUUGACGCAGCACCCGAUCACCGGGACCAAGUUCCUGUGGCGUAUAGUGCUCAGUAUCUCGCUCUCCGUGUCGAAGCUCUUGUAGGCCCCCUCCGCACGCAGGUCGAACACCUUGACCGCCACGGACGACCCGUCGUCGAGCGAAACCCGGUAAACCGACCCAAACCCACCCCUCCCGAGUAGAUUCGUCUCGUUGAACGAGCUCGUGCCGCGCUCGAGCUCGCGGUACGAGAUCCUUCUAUACACGGCCUUGAUCGGAAUCUCGUCCGGUGGGGCCUGCGGUACCGCCUUCGUCCUCCCGCGCCGUCGCCUCAUCA